AUGUCGUCACGACGACCGGACUCCAAGGCGUCGGCCAAGAACAACGCAGGAGCGGCGCGAAGGGCGAAGGAGCGUAGGAACAACCCUUCGGGCCAAGCUUCAGGUCCAGCUCCUCCAGUGCCAUCUUCACAUCAUAGUGAAGAUGGCACAUCGCCCUUGGAUGACGAGACUAGUCUCCCAGGAUGUGGCGCAGAGAUCAUCGCCUUCGGUCCUUCCUAUCCAAUAUCGCUAUCAUUAUCGUUCUUUCGCGAACCACGACUUUCGCUCUUGCCGGCAUCAUGUGUCAUUCUUCCUCAGGGCUGGUACCGUGCUAGAGAUGAGAAUGAUUCAACAUAUUUCUACACCGUCUGCGGCAAGGCGCAAUGGGCUCGACCAACCCAGCCUGCAAGUAUGGCGGCAUCGAGUGAAUGUACGAGGGAAGCGCAAACCGCCGCAUCCUUGUCAAGUGACAUCGUACACCCCGGAGAGAUGAUUGUUCUGCCGGAAUCUUCGUGCAGCUACCAAAGCAACAAAGAACUAGCAGCACAUAAGGAUAAAGAUGGAGAUGACAAUGCCGUUGAAGAGAGGGACAAUUGCGAAGUUGGGGAGGAGAAGGAGGACGGUGAGAUAGACGAAGAGGUAGAGGACAAGUCGGAAAUUGCCCACAAAGGCAAGGGAAAGGAACAAGCGAGAGCCGCUGAAGAUCACGACAUAAGCGCGUACAAGGGAAAAGGCAAGGAGAAAGGGCUGGAAGAAGAAGACAAAGACGAAAGCGAGGAGACCGGAGACAGCGAACGCAAAAGCAUCUCGUUGGCCGCUAAUCUAAAGCGUAAGCACAUCUCGUUGGCCGAUUACCAAAAGCGCAAGCGAGUUCCGAGCGUACAGGAAUCUGGACUUCAAGAUGUUCGAGGCAUCUCUGCACAGCGCACAGUCAAAUACUCCCGUUCGGAUACCAACAAUACCAUUUCUCACGACAAGAAACAUGAUAACGUAUCAUCCACCAUAAAUCGACUGUCCGUUCUUGGCCGCAGGAAUGCUUCUGAAUCGCCACCUCUCGCCCGCCGUGACAAACGGAAAGCCGCUUACGCCUUCUCCGCCGAGGGAAAGCUUGGGCUCUAA
Molecule: messenger RNA, 1098 nt
Organism: Alternaria arborescens
Lineage: Eukaryota; Fungi; Ascomycota; Dothideomycetes; Pleosporales; Pleosporaceae
Exons: 2
Coding region: 1-1098 (365 amino acids)
Source: RefSeq, a predicted model, not a curated record